AAAAAAAUGAAAAUAUAAACAUUAUUGAUGAUUUAGUAAUUAAUCAAAAUGCUAAAACAAGUAAUCAAAAACAAUGCUGUGAAUGUGGUAGAAAUGAAAUUGAAAAUUCUAAGCGUAAAUGCUCUCAUUGUUAUGCAAAACUUCCUACGCUUGCUGAAACUCAACAAGAAAGCGAACUAGCUGUAUCUGAUAAAAAAGAUAAAAAAGAUUUAGCCAAGCCACUAAUUUUUAAACCCUUUCAACCCAAUACAUCAGAUAAAACUAUAAAUUUGAUUAGUAUUAGUACAACCCAAGAAUUAGAGCCUCAGAGUAGUGUUAAUAAGCCUGAAAUUCUUGUACCUGAUCCUUUACCAAUUAAUCCAAAUUCUAUUGAUAAUAUUCAUAAAGUCUUCGAUCAUAUUCAAAAAAUUAGUGGAAUUAAUAAUGGUAGUCAAAAAUAG
Messenger RNA from Dentiscutata heterogama, 440 nucleotides. NCBI's taxonomy places the organism in Eukaryota, Fungi, Glomeromycota, Glomeromycetes, Diversisporales, Gigasporaceae. The record is from the annotation of a GenBank genome assembly.